Mugil cephalus (flathead mullet) is the source of this 2703-nucleotide messenger RNA. RefSeq names its product WD repeat domain, phosphoinositide interacting 2 (gene wipi2). The transcript has 12 exons. Gene Ontology annotation, molecular function: phosphatidylinositol-3-phosphate binding; protein binding; phosphatidylinositol-3,5-bisphosphate binding. The record is from RefSeq and is a predicted model, not a curated record. Bases 172 to 1455 code for a protein of 427 amino acids. Gene Ontology annotation, cellular component: extrinsic component of membrane; phagophore assembly site membrane; cytosol. NCBI's taxonomy places the organism in Eukaryota, Metazoa, Chordata, Actinopteri, Mugiliformes, Mugilidae. Gene Ontology annotation, biological process: autophagy of mitochondrion; protein lipidation; protein localization to phagophore assembly site.
GCAGUGAGAUUGAGCAACGGACCCCCUCACAGCAAAAACAACAACAAUCACUACAGUAGCUGAGAGAUGGCCCCGUGAAGCCCAGCGCUUUCUGGCCCGUAUCAGUCCACUAAUCCCGGUCUCAUUGCUGCUAUUUCCACCGGAACUUUAUAUGUCGACGGGGCCGAGCUCAUGAACUUGGCCAGUCAAAGCGGGGAUGCCGGCGGGAGCCAGCUCCUCUUCGCCAACUUUAACCAGGACAACACGUCCUUAGCUGUUGGCACUAAAUCAGGAUACAAGUUUUUCUCCCUGUCCUCUGUGGACAAACUGGAGCAGAUAUAUGAAUGUACCGACACGGAGGAUGUGUGCAUCGUGGAGCGUCUGUUCUCCAGCAGCCUGGUGGCCAUCGUGAGCCUGAAGGCCCCCAGGAAACUCAAAGUCUGUCAUUUCAAGAAGGGAACCGAGAUCUGCAACUACUCCUACUCAAACACCAUCCUGGCUGUGAAGCUGAACAGACAGAGGCUGAUAGUUUGUCUGGAGGAGUCGCUUUACAUUCACAACAUACGAGACAUGAAAGUGUUGCACACGAUCAGAGAAACUCCACCCAACCCGUCAGGACUGUGUGCUCUGUCCAUCAGUAAUGAUAACUGUUACCUGGCGUAUCCGGGCAGCGCCACGAUAGGAGAGGUCCAGGUGUUCGACACCGUCAACCUGAGAGCAGCAAACAUGAUUCCAGCCCACGACAGCCCGUUAGCGGCGUUAGCUUUCGAUGCUAGUGGAACCAAACUGGCCACAGCCUCAGAGAAGGGGACAGUGAUCCGUGUCUUCUCCAUCCCAGAGGGACAGAAGCUGUUUGAGUUUCGACGAGGAGUGAAGAGGUGUGUGAGUAUCUGCUCGCUGGCGUUCAGCAUGGAAGGACUUUACCUGUCGGCCUCCAGCAACACGGAGACGGUCCACAUCUUUAAGUUAGAGACUCAGAAGGAGAAGUAUGUGCCGGCGGAGGAGCCCACCACAUGGGGAGGAUACCUGGGGAAGGUCCUGAUGGCGUCCACCACCUACCUGCCCUCCCAGGUCACGGAGAUGUUCACCCAGGGUCGAGCCUUCGCCACCGUUCGCCUUCCUUUCUGUGGACACAAGAACAUCUGCGCCUUAGCUGUGAUUCAGAAGAUUCCCAGGUUGCUGGUUGCGGCGGCCGAUGGUUACCUGUACCUGUAUAACCUGGAUCCACAGGAGGGGGGGGAGUGCACACUCAUGAAGCAGCACAGGUUAGACGGCAGCGCUGAACCCUCCAACGAGAUCCUGGAGCAGGGGUCACAUGAUCGCCCCCUUGUGGCACAAACCUACAGUGCUGCUGUCACUAAAGGUUACUGUGAAGAGCAGGGCGCGGUCGGAGGGGCGGGGCUCGAGGACGACCUCAGCGACCUGCGCCUGGAGGAGGAGAACGAGCAGCCGCCGCUCAUCCUGGAGACCGACUGACCGACCAAUCAGAGAGCUCCUCUGGUGCUGCUACAACCAUGUGACACGAGGGGAGGGAGGGGCGGCGACGGGGCGGGAUCCAAGACGUGCGUGGUCGCCCGCGGCGAUCGAGAGCCUCUCUCCGUCAGUUUGUCUGUUCACAUACAUUUCUCUUUAUCUCCCCCCCCCACACACACACCCCCUGCUUCACCCUCCCUCCCUCCCUCCUCUCGCUUUCAGUCGAACUGAAGCUUUGCAUGUACAUGUGCCAACCGCCAAAAACAAAACCCAACAACAAACUAAACACAUGCUCCGAAAGACGAGAGCAUCUGUGAGUGUGAUUUCAAAAAAAAGAAAAAAUAUUAAUAAUAAUAAUAAUAAUAAAACAUGUAGCUGUGUCUCUUUUUUUUUGUAAGACACACACACAAGAGACGCGAAGCACUGUGUAAAAAUGAAAGUAAUUGUGUAAGUGCCUCAUGGUGUCUUCUUCUGUUUGAGAGGGCGACUUCUUUCGGCUCAAUAAAAACCUGUUUUCAGUUGUCGGAUCUUAACGGAGGUGUGUGUGCUGUCUCUUUUUGGCCGACAUCUUUAAAAACGAUCUGGAAGCUUUUUUGGCUCGAGCGGGAUUUUGUGUGUGUGUGUGUGUGCGUGUGUGUGCGCAUGUGUGUGUGUGUGUGUGUGUGUCAUGUACAUUAGCAAAACAUCUGGUAAUAAUCUCGGUUUAUCUCGCCCAGACAGAGGCUCGGUGGACCUUUCCCGCCCUCCUCCUCCUUCUCCUCCUCUUCCUCCUCCUCCUCCUCCUCCUCCUCCUCAGGCCUGCGGUCGUUGGUUGAUUUUAAAAUCAGAUUUCUUUUUUUUUUUUUUUUUCUAAAUCUAUAACCAAUAAGUGAGAACAUGCAUGGUGUUGUUGACGUGGUACUGUGUCCAUACAUCUGUACAUUUCUAAACCACUGCACCAUCAGGGGUUACGACUUUAAAGACACUUCCUGUCUUGGGGUGUUAGUUCGGAGCGAGCCGGGGGAUCGUCCGUCGACCGGCCCGGGACGCUGCAGGUGGACGAUGAUUCCCCCCCAUCCCCUCUUCAUCCCCCUCCUCUCCCCUCCCCACCUCAGCUCUUUAAUCCUUUCGGUGCCUGAAGCCACCAAACGAAGGAUUAGCCACGGGGGUUUUGGGAGCGUCAGGCAUUUUCUAAUGAUUUUGUACAAAAUGUGAAGCAUUCGUCUGAAACUAAAAUGAAAAAAAAAUAAAAAGUUCCAUGUUGAUGUAUGA